UGUUUGUGGUCCUAUUCCACUUUUUCUUCACCUAUUAAUUCCUUACACUUUCUUCACCUUCACAACUCCAUCCAGUUUCCCCCUUCUUAAUAAUGCUCAACCAUUCUCCAUUUAACCAAAACCUCAUUGUAAAUUCUGGCACUUACACUUCCUAAACAAUGGAGGGCAAGAACUUUGAAGGAAGGCAAACAUGGAAAGAGAAGGCGAAGAAGGAUGUCGAGGAAGUAGAGGAUGACUACUCGGAUGAAGAAGAGACCAGUGGUGGUGGCGGAGGGUUGAUGCUGAGAUUUGAAGAAAAUGAGAGGCAGAAGAAAGCCGCUGCAGCUGGAAGAAGAGGAUCUGGUGGCGGAGGUGGAGGUGGAGGGGGGAUAGCGCAACCGUCUUGUCAAGUGGAGAGGUGUGGGGCUGAUUUGGUUGAUGCAAAGAGGUACUACCGCCGGCAUAAGGUUUGUGAGUUUCAUUCCAAGGCAGCUGUUGUGAUCGUUUCCGGGAUUCAACAGCGGUUUUGCCAGCAAUGCAGCAGGUUCCAUGAGCUAAUUGAAUUUGACGAAGCAAAGAGAAGCUGUCGCCGGCGUUUGGCAGGACACAAUGAACGACGCCGCAAGAGCUCAGGCGAACCUUACGGAGAAGGAUCGAGCCGGAGAGGGGUUGGUCACCAGUACAAAGAAAGUCAGACUGGAUAUCAGAUCACACCCCCAGGAAACUCUUCUUCCAAGCAUUGCCAGAUCAGAUAAGGCCAAUGCAUGUUGUGAUCUGCCCUCUACAUGCUCCCUCUCUUCUGUCAUCCAUGGAUUUUAGAAGCUCUGCGUAUGAUUGUUCUAAUUAUGCUAAAUAUUGAGAAUUCUGAAGGAAGUGCUAUUUCUUUGUCUACCUAAUUAGCUACAACCUUAUGUUGGUAUGCUUUGUCUCUAGGCCAUUACGUAUGUAGACUAUGUAAGCUUCUCAAGCUAAUGUGUUGUAUGGUUAUGUAGUUUAGACUCUUGCGUGGUCAUAAGUGCUUAUUAUAAGCACAACAAAACUUCUACUGGAAGAUCAUGUGCUUCUUAGAAAAGCACUUACAAAGUAUUUAUGGAUAAGCAAGCACCUCAAAGAGUUUUAAUAAGAUAAUUAUAAGUCGUUGGAUGAAA
Messenger RNA from Malus domestica (apple), 1127 nucleotides. Its product is annotated as squamosa promoter-binding protein 1-like. Lineage: Eukaryota; Viridiplantae; Streptophyta; Magnoliopsida; Rosales; Rosaceae. The record is from RefSeq and is a predicted model, not a curated record. Gene Ontology annotation, cellular component: nucleus. Gene Ontology annotation, molecular function: DNA binding.